AUGUCCAACGUCCUCCGUCGCCCCACAACCGGGCCCGACGCCGGGAAGGCCUCCGGAGCGCAGCGGACCUUCAUGUCUCUACCAACAGAAAUACAUCUCGCCAUAUCCGAUUUCCUCAUCUACCCAGAUGCACUAUCUUUAAAACACACCAGCGCCUAUUUCUAUAGUCUGGUCGACACUGGUAUCAACCUCAAAGUGGAAUGGCUAGUGGAACGACGAAGCCUCCAUCUAGAAUGCCCCAACGACCGACGGUGCGAUCUCGGUAGUGAUCUGCGUUUCUGCCGCGGGAGUGUACCUCUACUCAUGCAACGAAGACGAGAACAUGUGGAAUGUGAAUCUCGGCCUGGCCUGGGCUGUCUUGUUUAUGGGACAAAGAAAUGCUCCCAUCGCUCAUUGCUGAGUAGAACACUACCACAUUGGAUGCAAAUCAAACUCACCAUUGAAAUUUGGUGGAUUUUGCUCGCCCUUGUACCCAUUUUCUCUUGCUGGGUGUGGUUGGCUGAGUUACCGUGGGGACUUGUAUUUGGAUCUUGA
Fusarium proliferatum ET1 is the source of this 534-nucleotide messenger RNA. RefSeq lists its product as uncharacterized. NCBI's taxonomy places the organism in Eukaryota, Fungi, Ascomycota, Sordariomycetes, Hypocreales, Nectriaceae. The record is from RefSeq and is a predicted model, not a curated record. The transcript is spliced from 2 exons. The coding region runs from base 1 to 534 and encodes 177 amino acids.